Messenger RNA from Saprolegnia parasitica CBS 223.65, 2073 nucleotides. RefSeq lists its product as hypothetical. Bases 1 to 2073 code for a protein of 690 amino acids. The record is from RefSeq and is a predicted model, not a curated record. Gene Ontology annotation, cellular component: cytosol. Lineage: Eukaryota; Oomycota; Saprolegniomycetes; Saprolegniales; Saprolegniaceae. The transcript has 5 exons.
AUGAACGUGGUCUUUGACCUCGGGUCCUGGCGCUUGACAGACGACGGGCGCGUUUACCGCCGCGGCAAGCUCCGGUUCGCCAACGGGGACCUCUACGACGGCGAGUGGCUCGACGGCCAGCGCCAAGGCCGCGGGACCUUUACCUACGUCAACGGCGCCACGUACCACGGCGAGUUUGCCCAUAAUCUUUUCAACGGCUUUGGGGUCCUCCGCGUGCCGGACUUGCAGCACCCGCUCACAAAAGAGUGGACCAAAGGUUCGUCGUACGAAGGCGGGUUCCGUGACGGCCACAAACAUGGGAAAGGCACCUUGGUGCGCGGCGACGGCGGCAGCUACGAUGGCACGUUUGCCGACAACGUUUUUAGCGGCCAUGGCGUCUUUUGCUACGCUACUGGCGACCGCUACGACGGCGACUGGCGCCACGGCAAGUGGUGGGGCAAAGGCCACCUCUUGUAUCGCGACGGCGGCAGCUACGAUGGCGACUUCCAGAACGGCCUCUUCCACGGGUUUGGCCACCGCGCGUGGCCCCAUGCAGGGGGGUCCUACGUGGGCGAAUACAAACUUGGUGACCAACACGGCGCCGGCGUCCGCGUCUUUGCCGAUGGUUCGCAGUACGACGGCGACUGGGUCGACCACCGUCAGCACGGUAGCGGUGUCUGGACGACUGCGACGUUUGUGUACAUUGGUGAUUUUGCACAUGGCCUUCCCCACGGCAAUGGCCUCUUUCGCUACACGAACGGCGACGUGUACGAAGGGCAGAUGCACAGCGGGUACUAUUAUGGCCGCGGUAAAUUUACCUACAAGGACGGUGGCUUCUACGAGGGCGAGUACGUUGCUGUGCGCGUGCGCCGCUCACAUUGCGAUGGAGGUCGCCGGGUGUGGGCCUCCGGGAACGAGUACAUUGGCGAGUGGUCCAACGAUGUCAUGCACGGCCGUGGCACGCUGCGCUCCACCGUGCAGGGCAUGAAGGUGGAGUACAUGGGUGCGUUUGACAACGGACGUCAAUCGGGCGACGGACAACUCCGUAUGUUUAAAACCAGCAGCACGCCCCUCGAGUUUCCUCUCGGAAGCGGCAACUACCACUAUGGAAAAGGCGAGUGCAUGUAUACCGGCGGCUUCUUCAACGGUGUGUUUCACGGCCACGGACGGUUUCUGCACACGGACGGACGCGCCUAUGUCGGCGACUGGGUCCACGGCAAGCGCGACGGUCACGGCGACGCGAUCUUGACGCCUGCUGCUGAACUCGGCGACGAUCGGCGCCUGCACAUUGGCGGGAACGACGCACUGUACCGACUGCUCAAGUACACGGGGGCCUUUUCGGAUGACGUGCGGCACGGGCGUGGCAUGCUGUACUAUACCAACGGCGACGGCAUUGACGGCGACUUUGUCAGCGGGCACGUGCACGGGGCAGCCGAGUACGUGUUUGCAUCCGGUCGGCGCCGGCGCGGCCACUGGAAGCACGGACACCGGGUGGCAUGGGACGACGACGCUGAAAGCAACCAAGACGACGAUACCAUCGCGAGCGAGACCACCGUGCCUGGAAAGGAGGCGGCAAUGGGCACGUGGGGACGGGCCGUCGCCAUCCGCGCACCCUGCGCAGCCGUCUACGUGGCGCCGCAGCUACUGCCCAUGGCGCUUCCGGCCAGCACCUUGGAUGGGUUCGGCGUGGAAACCAUUCGCUUCGCCAUGAUUGUCGUCGUCGCGGCCGCCGCCUACGCGCGAUCGCUCGACGCUGGCCCCUACUUUCUGGCGCAUGGCCUUCUGCAUUUAGUCGCCAUGAGCACUGCAGUGCUGCCGCCGCCUGUCGCGUGGCUCCUGCUGCUCGUUCGCGCCGUCCUCUUCCAUGAAAUCGUCGCCACCGCGCGCUACCCGCGCAAGUCGUACGAGGCCCUCUUCAACGCGAGCGCGGCGAAGCUCGAGGCCUUCUUCCGCCUGCACGAUAAAGCGCGGUGCAAGGAGGCGCGCGCGCUCGCGCGCGAGUACUUUGGGAACGAGCCACUCCUCUUCGCGAAACUAAACGAUACGUACACGCGGGCUGAGCCGAUCCUCUUGCCGGCGGUACGUAGAGGUUGA